CAAUAAGCCGCGAGCAGCGUAUAAAGCUUGAGAGCAAACGGCAAACAGCUGCUUCAUCUCCACCUGCGCCUUUCAUCUUCUCCUGGGCAUCACUCGACGGCGAAUCCACUCGCCGGAAAAUAAACGCUAUCACGGUGGGCAUCGGCGGUGCAGUGCCGGACAUCUUACUGUCGCCCCCGAAGAGUUAGGGUUUUUUCAGUUCUUCGAAGGCUAGGUAGCUCGGUGACUCUAAUCGACGAGACUCCGAGAGAGAGGUUGCGUGCGUGGUGAUGGAGGGAGCCCUAGCGAGCGCUUCUUCAAUCGCAGACCAGAGGCAGAGGAUCGAACAGUACAAGCACAUUUUGGCCUCCGUCCUCUCCUCCAACGACAUCGCCCAGACCAAGAAGUUCAUCGAUCACAUGCUCUCCGAUGAUGUCCCACUCGUGGUCUCGAGGCAGCUGUUGCAGAACUUCGCGCAGGAAUUGGGGGUUCUGGCGCCGGAGACGCAAAAGGAGAUCGCGCAUUACACGCUCGCCCAAAUACAGCCUAGAGUCGUUUCGUUUGAAGAGCAGGUACUAAUAAUUAGAGAGAAGCUGGCAGAAUUAUAUGAAUCAGAGCAACAAUGGUCAAAAGCAGCUCAAAUGCUUAGUGGCAUUGAUCUAGACUCAGCAAUGAGGAUGAUAGAUGAUACUUUCAGAUUGUCAAAAUGUGUCCAAAUUGCUCGCCUAUACCUUGAGGAUGAUGAUGCCGUAAAUGCAGAAGCUUUCAUCAACAAAGCUUCGUUCUUAGUUAGCAAUAGUCAGCACGAAGUUUUGAAUUUACAAUAUAAGGUUUGUUAUGCAAGGAUUUUAGAUUUGAAGAGAAAGUUCUUAGAAGCCGCACUGCGGUAUUAUGACAUAUCUCAGAUUGAGAAGCGACAGAUAGGAGAUGAAGAAAUUGACGAGGAGGCAUUGGAGCAAGCCUUAGCAGCUGCUGUGACCUGUACGAUUUUGGCUGCUGCCGGUCCACAACGGUCUCGUGUUCUUGCCACUCUGUACAAAGAUGAAAGAUGCUCAAAGUUGAAAAUAUAUCCGAUAUUGCAAAAGGUCUAUUUGGAGAGAAUACUAAGAAAACCGGAGAUAGACGCAUUUGCUGAAGAACUAAAAGCUCAUCAGAAAGCACUUCUGCCAGACAAUUUCACCGUGCUGGAUCGGGCUAUGAUUGAGCAUAACCUUUUGAGUGCUAGUAAACUGUAUAAAAAUAUAAGCUUUGAUGAGCUCGGAACUUUGUUGGGCAUUCCUCCUCAUAAGGCUGAAAAGAUAGCCUCAAGAAUGAUUUACGAAGAUAGGAUGAAAGGGUCCAUUGAUCAGGUGGAAGCUGUAAUCCAUUUUGAGGAUGACACUGAGGAGCUUGAACAAUGGGAUCAACAGAUAGUCGGAGUAUGUCAAGCGCUUAAUGACAUUCUUGAUGGCAUGGCAAAGAAAGGCCUGCCAGUGCCAGUGUGACGAAGGUGGUCAGAUAUAUUCCUAGGAGGGGACAUGCUUUUGCAAAUGACCUGGGAAGACGUUAUUUUAUUUUAUUUUAUUUACUUAUAAUCAUCCUUAAAAUAGCAAAAGGGAAAAUCAUCGUUAAAGAGCAAGUGAUCCUUUUGAAGUUCAGUAUAGAUUAUUGACCAUGACCUGGUUUUUCUCUCCUGUUUUAUAAUAACUGCUUCCUUUCAGUUUUAUGUUACUUCUCACUCA
This is a messenger RNA of Rhodamnia argentea, 1700 nucleotides long. RefSeq names its product COP9 signalosome complex subunit 4. Gene Ontology annotation, cellular component: cytosol; COP9 signalosome. The record is from RefSeq and is a predicted model, not a curated record. Bases 270 to 1463 code for a protein of 397 amino acids. Lineage: Eukaryota; Viridiplantae; Streptophyta; Magnoliopsida; Myrtales; Myrtaceae. The transcript is spliced from 14 exons.